Molecule: messenger RNA, 789 nt
Organism: Diospyros lotus (date-plum)
Lineage: Eukaryota; Viridiplantae; Streptophyta; Magnoliopsida; Ericales; Ebenaceae
Product: NEP1-interacting protein-like 1
Exons: 5
Coding region: 26-682 (218 amino acids)
Source: RefSeq, a predicted model, not a curated record
CUUCCAACGCUAGCUGCUGCUUCCAAUGACGACGCAAUGGCUUUCCAACAUGGCCCUCUCCUGCAAAGCCGCCGUCGCCGAGGCCACUGCCCCCGGAAGACGUCUUCUCUUCGCAGUCUUCAACAAAGCACUUCUCGCUCUUCUCACCUUCGCUCUCGCCUUCGGAGGAGCGUUCGUGGGGUUGGUUUGUGGAGCCAUCAAAGGGCAGACGACGGAAACUGGGUUUGUGCGCGGGGCGGAGAUAGGCGCGGUGGCGGGGGCCAUCACAGCUCUUCAGUUGACGGAAUUGACGGUGCAUGGGGAGCCAUUCUCCAAGGGGGCCCUCUUAUUCAGUCUGAUGAAUGGGAAAGUGUUCAAUGAAUGGGUGAGCCCGGCAGUGCUAAAAGCCUACCAAUGGCAGAUGAGCUCAGUGGAAGCAGCAAGCUCCACUGCAAACUCAUCAGAUAUCUUCGAGAUGAAUGGAAGCAGAGGGCUGUCUCCGGAUUCUAUCAAGAAGCUCUCAAAACACAGAUUCUUCUGUCACCCAGCUCAUCACAUUACUUGCAUUGUUUGCUUGGAGGUCUUGAAGAAUGGGGAAAUGACAAGGGCAUUAGAGAAUUGUGGGCACCCUUUCCAUGUGGAUUGUAUAGAUGAAUGGCUAAGGCAGCAUGGGUCUUGCCCCAUUUGCAGGACAGAUGUCUGAAUAUUCACCACAACAAGAGCUUGCAAUUAGGAAGAAACCAACCAAAUCAUCAUCAUAUUAAUUUGUAUAAUUGGCAUUAAUUAAUUAUGUAAAUGCCAAGUCUCAAG